UUGUAGUUGGGCACUGGUGGCUCACACCUGUCACUCCAGCUACUCAGGAGGUAGCAAUAAGACUUGGUUUCAAACCAACCGGUGAAAAGUUAGUAAAACCUCAUCUCAGCCAGGGGCCGGGAACGCAGGGCUGUGCUGGUCAGCCCAGUUUGGAAGCCGGUUUGUCUGGUGGCCGCACGAAGCCGUGAGAUCCGCGGGGCUCAGAGGUGCCGAGACCGUGUGUGCGGCAGGGGUCUCCUCCGGGCCGCCGUGGGCUUGGUUUUGUUCGUUUGUUCCGGGUUUUUUUUUUUGUCUAGUGAGCAGUUUCCGGAACCCAGAGCCGUCGGUGGAAAGCGGUUGCCCGGGAAGGUAUCAGACCCCCGGGCUGCAGACUUGCCGGUCCCGGCGCGCGCGCGCUAGGCGCUCCGGUGCGGCGGCCCAGCGUCCCGGGGAGGAGGAAGGACACGGGGAAGUAUCGAGAGCCAACAGCGGGAGGUGGCAGGGAAGAGCCCGACCCGCCGCGCCCGACCCCCGCGGGGAGGAGGGCGCGGCGGCCGGUGCGCAGCAGGUCUCGCCCCACGAGCGAUCUGGACGUCUGCAGAGGCCGUGCCCUGACCGCCGUGGAAGGCGAUGGAGGCCCCGCGUCGGCCCUGGUCGCGGGCCACCCGCCGGGGGCCUCGCCGAACCAGGGGGUGCCCCGGCUUCCACCCCUCAGUUCCUUACCACGAAACUCACAUGGCACCGCCGCGCCUUCCAGGGCAGGGCCAGUCCUGGGCAAAGCUUAAAACUCGAUCUGAGAUGGGAGGUCGGGACGUGGCUCGGGGCAGGCUGGACCCCAAGAGUUCCUCGCCAGGGAUGGACCAGUGAUCCCGAGCGGAGAAUGCCUGGGGCGCAGGCGCAAAAACAGCACCGAGCCCCGGACUACAUCUCCCGACAGACCUUGCGCAGGCCCCAGGGGCGGGGCGACCGUUCCCAGACCGGCCAUAGUUAGGUUGCGGGCUGGGGUCCUCGACAAAAGGUUUCUCCGCGGAGCGUGUUACAGCGUCCCCGCUUCACGCCGAAGGGAAUCGCAAAGGUCGGUCUCGUCCGGCCGCCCCACCUCGGUGACUAUUUGGCUACCCUCUCGUCCCGCCCCUUAAGGCAAGUCGCCCCUUGUAAUUGGUCGGGGUCGAGUCUGGCAGGCUCUGACCCAAUGGGAGCUGGAGAAUGGGAGCCGGGAACCGGAAGUCGGUCUCGAACAGUCGCUGUUGACUUGUGACGCCUAAACCUGCGCGCGGAAACUUCCGCCGCAGGAGCUGAGUCCUGCGUGGGUCCGCUAGUGGCUGAUACCGCCGCGCCCGGGACCCACGCAGGCCGCGGCUCGGAGCCGGGCUUCUUUUUUUCCGCCCCGGAUUUGGAGUCCAGAACCCCUAGGCUCCUGCCGCGCGGCCCGUUCUUGCUCGGUGCCCAGAGCUCCUUCCAAGAGGGGCGCAGCUGGUUUGGGGCCAAGGCUUUCUGGGGUUAUGACGAUGGCUUCGGUUGCGGGCCAGGAAGGGCUCCUGAUAGUCAAACUGGAGGAGGACUGCGCCUGGAGCCAGGAGCUGCCCCCUCCUGACCCCGGGCCGAGCCCAGAGGCCUCCCACCUGCUCUUCCGACGCUUCCGUUUCCAAGAGGCCGCCGGUCCCCGGGAAGCCCUCAGCCGGCUUCAGGAACUUUGCCAUGGGUGGCUGCGGCCUGAGCUCCGCACCAAGGAGCAGAUCCUGGAACUCCUGGUGCUGGAGCAGUUCCUGACCAUCCUGCCCCAAGAGAUCAAGGGCAGGGUGCAGGAGCUGCAUCCAGAGAGCGGCGAAGAAGCGGUGACACUUGUGGAGGACUUGCAGAGAAAGGUUGGAAGACUGAGGCAGCAGGUCACAAACCAAGGGCGGGGAGCAGAAGUGCUUUUGGAGGAGCCUUUGCCACUGGAAGCAGCAGGAGAUUCAUCGAGCUUCAAGCUUGAGCCAAUAGAGACUGAGCGAAGCCCUGGCCCCAGGCUGCAGGAGCUGCUAGAUCCCAGCCCCAAAAGGGACCCCCAGGCUGUAAAGGAGAGGGCCUUGUCCGCUCCCUGGCUUUCUCUCUUUCCUGCUGAAGGGAAUGUGGAAGACAAGGAGAUGACCGGGCCCCAGUUGCCUGAGAGCUUAGAGGACAUGGCAGUGUACAUCUCCCAGGAAGAGUGGGGCCAUCAGGAUCCUCGUAAGAAAGCCCUCUCCAGGGACACAGGACAGGAGAGUUAUGAAAACAUGGACUCACUAGAGGCGUGCAUUCCCAAUCAGGAGGCUUUGAGCACUCAAAUGGAACAAGAUGGGAAGCCAUGGGAUCCCAGCAUCCAGGGUUGCAAGGAAGGCAUGAGUUCCCGAAGCCCAACUCCAGCAGGGGAAGAGAAGUUUGAGGAUCCAGAUGUAAGUGCUCAGUCUGUUUGUCCUGAAAACACCCAGUCCCAGGCACUUCUCCCUGGCCAGGCCCGAGGGGAGAUGCCCUGGGGAAGAUCUCUGGACAGGGCUGAAGGGCAUUGGGACUCUCCCCUAGAGGACAGAAUGGAACAGUCCUUAGUGGGAGCCACAAGUUGCAGAGGCCUGGGACAAACAAAAGAACUGCAGCCAAAGAAACUCCAUUUGUGUCCCUUGUGUGGCAAAAAUUUCUCUAACAACUCAAACCUAAUCAGGCAUCAGAGAAUACAUGCGGCAGAAAGACUGUGCAUGGAUGUGGAGUGCGGUGAAAUCUUUGGUGGGCACCCACAUUUUCUGUCACUACACAGAGGACACCUGGGAGAGGAGGCUCAUAAGUGCCUUGAAUGUGGAAAGUGCUUUAGUCAGAACACCCACCUGACUCGCCACCAGCGCACCCACACAGGUGAGAAGCCGUAUCAGUGCAAUGUGUGUGGAAAAAGCUUCUCCUGCAACUCCAACCUUCACAGGCACCAGAGGACACACACCGGGGAAAAGCCAUACAAGUGUCUCGAGUGUGGGGAGAUCUUUGCUCACAGCUCCAACCUCCUGCGCCACCAAAGGAUCCACACUGGAGAAAGGCCUUAUAAGUGUGCUGAGUGUGGGAAAAGUUUCUCUCGGAGUUCCCACCUUGUCAUUCAUGAAAGAACCCAUGAGAAAGAGAGACUUGACCCCUUCUCUGAGUGUGGAGAGGGCAUGAGGAACGACAGCGCCCCCUUUCUUGCAAACCAUGCACCCCACAGAGUGGAGAAGAAACUUUUUGAAUGCUUGACUUGUGGGAAAAGCUUCCGGCAGGGUAUGCACCUUACCAGACACCAGAGAACCCACACAGGAGAGAAACCAUAUAAAUGUACCCUCUGCGGGGAAAACUUCUCUCACAGAUCCAACUUAAUCAGGCAUCAGAGAAUUCACACAGGAGAAAAACCCUAUACCUGUCACGAAUGUGGAGACAGUUUCUCACAUAGCUCCAACCGGAUUCGUCACUUGAGAACACACACAGGAGAGAGACCAUACAAGUGUACUGAGUGUGGAGAAAACUUCUCUCGGAGUUCACGUCUUAUGAGUCAUCAGAGAACUCACACUGGUUAGAAACAAUGGGAUAUCUAUCCCUUUGCCCUAGAUUAGAUGGUAUAUUCAGAGGGCUCUUUUAUUAAGAGCUGACAUUGUUUGCCCAGGUAAUUAAUGAGGUAAUUCAGGCUUCUUUUGAAGGAGUGCAGAGGCAGCAAAGGAUUAUCAUAAAAAGGAGUUCAGGCUGCAAUAGGAAGUAUGUGAGAUUUGAAGUGAACUGCUUAGGGCCACUUUGAAGUCCAAAGCACACACACCUUCUCGGGGGAUUUAACCAAGGUAUGGUUUGGGUAUCUUAUGGUUCAAUGCUUAUUCCAACAGUCUUGGCAAUCCAUAUCUUCUUCCUCAUUUGGGACGUUAAACAAGAGCAUUUGGACUCCCUAAGGCUCUAUAGAGACCAAAGUCUGGUAAACUAGCUCAAGACCAAGAUGAUUAGUUCUAAAUGGCAGUUCUCUUGAAGGAUCCAACUGGAAAGCCAGUUGUGAGGUCUUGGGAAAAUGUGCUUUCCAGCUGGUUGGAUAAUCAGCCACCAUAGCCCCCCAGUGGCUGACAGAAGUGCUAUACACGCUUGUCACACGUGUGUGACCUCAAACAUGAAGGAAUCAGAGACCUAAGAGAAACUGUAAACUAGAACUUGCAGGCGAGCCUAGGAGUUGACAGAUGAAAUGUAUGUGUAGUCUACCCGUGCAGAGACAGAUCUCUCACUUGUGUCCAAAAAAAUCUGAAUCUUGAUCCUGGUUGGAGGGUUCCAUUAGAGAUGGAUUCCCUGGGAAAUAUUUAAACUAUAAAUCCUAGAAAACUUGAGAGGUCUUUUUCUUGUUGAAAAUGUUUGGAUAGUAAUAAACAUCUCUAGGAAA
Molecule: messenger RNA, 4360 nt
Organism: Dipodomys spectabilis (banner-tailed kangaroo rat)
Lineage: Eukaryota; Metazoa; Chordata; Mammalia; Rodentia; Heteromyidae
Gene: Znf263
Product: zinc finger protein 263
Exons: 6
Coding region: 1482-3527 (681 amino acids)
Biological process (GO): regulation of transcription by RNA polymerase II
Molecular function (GO): RNA polymerase II cis-regulatory region sequence-specific DNA binding; DNA-binding transcription factor activity, RNA polymerase II-specific
Source: RefSeq, a predicted model, not a curated record